Molecule: messenger RNA, 1412 nt
Organism: Pterocles gutturalis (yellow-throated sandgrouse)
Lineage: Eukaryota; Metazoa; Chordata; Aves; Pterocliformes; Pteroclidae
Gene: MBD4
Product: methyl-CpG binding domain protein 4
Exons: 6
Biological process (GO): base-excision repair
Cellular component (GO): nucleus
Molecular function (GO): pyrimidine-specific mismatch base pair DNA N-glycosylase activity; DNA binding
Source: RefSeq, a predicted model, not a curated record
CCCUGAGGGAAAUAAGCUGAGAUCGAAAAGUGCGCUUGUGGAGUAUUUUCGGAAAACGGGGGAGACGACGCUAAAAGCAGAGGAUUUUGAUUUUACAGCUCCUGCUCAGAGGAGUACGCGUUCGAGGGUGAGAAGAUGCAGCACAAAAGCUGCAGGAACUGUUUUAGAGAAUGAGGAUUGUUACAGUCAAGGGCAAGGCCUCAGGAUACAAAAUGGAGCAGAGGAUACAAUUCAGAACAUUCAGGCUGGAAAAGAUCACCUGGGAGAUGUUGCAUCCGCUCUGGAAAGCGAAGAUUCGAUCGUGAAAGGCACAAACCCAGAGGACUGUGUGAAAACCAAAAAACAGGGGGCAGGUGGAAAAAGUGUUCAGAACAGGAAAACUGGAAAGAGCUCAGAAAAGAGGAACCGAGAUAAUACCCAAAGCAAAAGGCGGAGAAGAGUCUGCAACAAACAGGAAACGGAGGGCGUUGAAAACAAGAGGUUCUGUAGAAAGACAGAUGCGCGUGUCACUGGCAGUCAGGGCAUAGGUGACCAGAACACAGACCCUACGGACAUGGGGAAGACUCUGUUAAGGAUUUCCAGGUCACGGUCAGACACACGGCUGAGGUCAGCGACAGCUCGCUCUCAAAGAGCGUUGGAGAGCCUGGCAGAGGAGGAAUGUGCAGAGACGGGUUCUCAUGGUGCAUCUGCUGCAAAAUCUGAGGAGAAAACCAAUGGAUUGGAAAUACGGGGAGAGACAGAUCAAGGGAAUCCGGGUAACCAGGAUUUUAAAUCUGAUGCUGAAACAGAUGCUAACGUCUUGCAGCCGUGCAACAAGAAAAGGUUCACAGCAGUUAAAACGCUGCCAGAACAGGAUACAGAUACAGGAUCUAUCCCACGAACACAAGUGGAUAGGAGGAAAACGAGUCCGUAUUUUUCAAGUAGAUACAGUAAAAAAGCUCCCAGCCCACCUAGAAGGAAGGCCUUCAGAAAAUGGACUCCUCCACGUUCUCCUUUUAAUUUGGUCCAAGAAACACUUUUCCAUGAUCCGUGGAAACUUCUCAUUGCAACCAUAUUUCUCAAUAAAACUUCAGGUAAAAUGGCAAUUCCUGUGCUCUGGGAGUUCUUUAAGAAGUAUCCUUCUCCUGAAGUAGCCAGGACUGCAGACUGGAAAGAAAUGUCAGAGCUACUGAAACCUCUGGGCCUCUACGAACUCAGAGCAAGAACGAUCAUCAAGUUCUCAGAUGAGUACCUGAGCAAGCGGUGGAAGUACCCCAUCGAGCUGCACGGGAUCGGGAAGUAUGGGAACGACUCCUACAGAAUCUUCUGUGUCAAUGAAUGGAAGGAGGUGCAGCCGCAGGACCACAAGUUAAACGUGUACCACGCGUGGCUGUGGGAGAACCGGGAGAGGCUGAGCAUCGACUGAGACCAGC